AUGUUCUUCAACAAAUCGACUUUCGCUCUCGCCUUCGUGGCCCUCGGUAGCAUCGUGUCUGCCCACCAGACCCCGGCCUGUGUCCUGUCCGUUAUCGGUAACACCAGCAACCCAGCCGAUCUGGCCACCAUUUGUGGUUCUGAUGCAAAGAAGACUGAGACUGCCAUCUCCAACACGUGCGGCAGCAGCGCCGACUCGUCCCUGAAGUUCUUCGCCAACGUCUGCUCUGGGGCCGGCCACCAAGUUGCUAUCCCCUCCACCACUGCUACCACUGCUACCAACACUACUUCCACUGGCUCUGGCUUCGCCACCGCCGUCUCAACUUCUGGCUCCAAGGCUACUGGCUCGAGCUCCGGUAAUGGCUCCGGUUCUGGCUCUAGCACUGGCUCUAGCACCAGUUCUGGAGCUUCUGGUAGCUCCUCGGCCUCUACUGCUCUCCACACUGGUGCCGCCAGGUCUGACCGCCAGCUGUCUGGAACCACCCUCCUCGGGGCUGCUGUGUUUGCCGGCGUUGCCGCGUGGCUUUGA
Penicillium atrosanguineum is the source of this 528-nucleotide messenger RNA. RefSeq names its product putative GPI anchored cell wall protein. Bases 1 to 528 code for a protein of 175 amino acids. NCBI's taxonomy places the organism in Eukaryota, Fungi, Ascomycota, Eurotiomycetes, Eurotiales, Aspergillaceae. The transcript is spliced from 3 exons. The record is from RefSeq and is a predicted model, not a curated record.